Molecule: messenger RNA, 6193 nt
Organism: Diatraea saccharalis (sugarcane borer)
Lineage: Eukaryota; Metazoa; Arthropoda; Insecta; Lepidoptera; Crambidae
Source: the annotation of a GenBank genome assembly
GUUAAUCUGUGGUCAUCGCCAUCUUUCAAUCGUUUAUCUUUGUUUUACAUGUAAAAAUUAAUUUAUUUACUUGACAUUGGCAAAAUUGAGUGAAAUGCGCAGAUAAGCCAUUAAAUAAAAAAAUAAAAAAGAAGAACGUAUCAUUCGCCAACUCGCCACAAUGGAUGAUAGAAGUGGACCAAAAAUGUAUGAGAUAAGUGGUAAUUUAGUUACACCAACUUUGAUUACAAAAAACCUUCCAGAUCAGUUCAAUGCGUUGCCGAUUUAUGGACGGCCUAAAAAUAAAACCGAAUUGCCAGAGUUUUAUAAACAAAAGAUGAGACAAUUCGUUGGUUAUGAUCUUAAUGAUGAAGAAUUUGACAAGUUGUCGAAAUAUUGCAGUGCUGACCAUUUAAGAACAGGUUGUGAAGUUCAAAUGCCCACACCUUUCCCCACAUUUGGUGCAUAUCAAUCACCAGAUAAAAUGAAUGAAAAGACAGUUGUUGAUAAGGCAGCAGAGAAAUCUGAUCAUAUGAAGCUUAGCAUACACAAGAAAUUACAACUGCGUAUUGAAAACGACACUGGAAAUAUUUAUUGUAAAAAAUUAAAAUACAGGGGCAUACGGUUUUUGCCAAUUCCUGCUGUGGAAGACGCUAAUAUUCCAAUCGUGACAAUAGGCAAGCCUUUGGAACCUGGGAAAGAGUUAUUGUUUCGAGUCCGUUUGUACAGACCUUACCUCCAAACACCAAGACUGCAGAAAAAACAAUCUCGUCGUUCAGUGUUUAGCUGCGACUUGUUGUGCGUGGGUCGUCAGCCGCUAUCGGUGAUACGAGACCGGAUCGUGUGCGUCAAUGACGUGGGCCUGCGUCUUGACGUCUCCGACAAUCCUGACAGAGUGCCCGAAGCUGAUGCCAAGACAUUGUUUCCCUCUGGGUUCCUGUUCAUAAACAACGUGUUCUACGUGGACUCGCGCCCUGGCUGCUUUGACCGCAGCGUUGAGAUCCGCACGUGGGCGGCGCGCCGCGGCAUCGGACAGUUCCCCGUGAAGGACAUGUGCACUGUACAACUACAAGACAUACCGCUGAGACUCGGUCACCCGGAGGUAUAUCAUACAAAAUAUAGUAUGUAGACAUUACACAGCGAACGUAACAUGCAGUUACACAGCGGACAUAUGCAGUUACACAGAGGACGCAUACUGUUACACAGCGGACACAUAUAUAAUCAGAGACAGGUAUAUACGGAGGCAGGCAGUGUUCGUCUCUCUGUGAAUAUAAACAUAGAUUGCUAUCUCAUAACAUUUUUUACAAUUAAAUUUGACAGCGCCUUACUCACUUCGCUAGUACUUCGGGCUUCCUCUGAAUAUCACAAAUAUCGUUCCAUAUUAGGAAAAUAAAAACGGUAAGGUUAUAUAUUCAGUGCCAUUGGUCACUCACCCAAUGAAGAGCUUUCAUUAAUUUAAAAUUUUAACUUUCAACAAAGGAUCUUUUAUGAUUAAUCGUAAUGUUAAUAAUACAAUUAAUCAGCCAGCCACUGUCUAUUCCUAUUUAGUUACUCUCAGAAAUGUGAUUUAUUGUUUAUUAAAUAAUAUUUUAAAAACAGCGUAGAUUGUCAUCCAAAAUUUGACAGAAGUUCCUAUACAAUAAAGACUGAUUUUUUUGCUGAGUACUUGGCUAAAGUACUUUAUAGAUUUCGCGGGAGGCGAUAGGGAUUGAUUGAAGGACUGACUCAAAAAAAUCAAAAUCUAUAUUUUAUUACGUAAAUUACUGGUUUAGAGCAAUGUAUAAGUAAGUAUUUUUAAAAUCAAUUUAUCAUGUCGCACAAUAUACAAUGUAAUGAUUAUUAAACCAGUCAGGUAUAUUUUUUGAGCAACCGAAUAAUAAAAUCCAAUACUUAAAAUCUAUUUUGGUUGAACAAAGCCCGAUCCAAGGGAGAGGUGUCAUUUAGGUCAUGACCGCCCUCUGUGCUGGGACCGUGAACCAGGUGGACCACUAAUUAAAAUUGUUUAUCUACAAGAUUUAUUAUCAUUUCUUUCUUAUUUUAAUAUAGGUAGUUAUUUUAAGUACAGUAAUUACAUUAAUUAAUAAAAUAUCUUUAUUUUACUUAUAUCGAUUAGAAUUAAAUUAUAACUUCUUGAGACUUGACCACGACUACGUUACACUUCGCGUCAAAGCUGGAUCGUCCUAUAGAUUUAAGAUGUUGCGAGAGCCAUUAAUAAGCCAUUAAUAUUCUUUCGAAGGUCUGGGGUUGAGACAACUUAGUCUAGCCUAACCCUUUGGAAAGACGUAAAUCAUGUGCCUAUCGAAUACAAUUGUAAUUUCUCUCUUCCCCAGGUAUACAUACAUCAAGGCGACUGCGAACACCUAUUCACGUUUUCAGAAGUGAGAUUGCUCGGUCCCCGCGACGCUUCCCUGCUCAGUCUGUAUCCGAUACACACAGCUCACGCUCAGAGCCAGUCUGUGUAUUGUACCACGUGUGCCGAGUUCGGCGCCAAGUGGGUAGUGGUCGGCUGCGAUCGAGUACCAUUCGAUCCCGCAUUCUUCUGCGACACUUGCUUCAAACUAUACUUGUACGUGGACGGCAAGAAGAUAGGAGAUUUCAAAGCGUACUCUUACAGGGGUAACGAGUUGAAUAUGCUGAAGCCCCAGGGAUGAUUUACGGGCCCGUUCUGGAUUAUCGAAUCGGAUGAAUGAGAUCUCGAUUGUAAUGAUGUUGAUUUUUAUCGUUGAUUUUAACGCUCACUUUCAUGAUAUUUGAAAUGAAAAAGGUUGUUUCUGGUGAAUAUGGUAUUUACUGGUAAUACAGAAAGUCUUAAGUGAAAAAAUAUUGAUUUCAAAUAUUCUAUGCACUGUUUGUUUCGGAAUAAGUAAAAUAAAUCAUUGUAUUUUUAAUUUUGCUUAAGGCUGAGCCUAAACGCAAAAGAGACAGUCAAUGCAUCCCUUAAUGGGAUAUAUAGAAAUAGGGGAUGGCAUAUAGCUCGCCAAAAAAUUGUUUGUAAUUGGCUACUUGAUAGUUUUAAUAAAAAACUAUGAGUUGGAAAUAGUAACUUAUAUGUAAAUAAAUGACUUUAAAGCAUUUUUUGUUUUAAAGUAAAUUGAGAGAAUAUUUUAUUGUUGUAAUAUAAACUUGUGAUUUAUAGUCUAUGGAUUACAAGAACUGAAACGCAGGCGAUCAUGACAGGAGGAUCGUGUGACGUCACAUUUCAAUAAACUAAACGUAAAUGUCUUUGGUGCGAGUGCAAUCAGUGCUCAUGUUUAUUGACGUCACUGUUAUCGCCGGCCAAUUUAUAUGAUAAAAAAUAUAACUAAUUAAAACAUGAUUUUCCUUUAUUUAGUUACACUUUUGGAUAGAAAUAAAUAUGAUAGUGGUUAUAACAACUGACUUUAUGAAGUCACUUUCCAUUACAAUAUGUAACAUGUAAGAAUAAAAAGAGUUUUUGUCGGUACGAAAGCUACAAGUUAUUAUUAAGAUAUAUAUGUGCAUAAUUGGCUUUCAAAGUAUGAGUGUGUCUGUUUACUGCUAUGUAUAUUGUUGCAGAUUACUUACAUCUGGUUAGCGAUGUGGCCUAUAUAUAUAUAUAUUGUCACGUGUCAUUUUUGAUUGUCGAGCCAUCAGUUUCAGUGACUAUCCCAUAUUCUCUCAGAGUGGCAUUAAAGAACAUUAUACACGACAAUGCACAAUAAUGCAUAAAUUAAGUACACGCAUAGUCAGGUUACUUUGAUAUGUUAAAUUCUAGUUGAUUUUUGACUCUCCGCUCGAUAUAUUAAGGUUUAAAAUUAAGUAGAUAAUUUAUAUGAUCUGUACUUUACAAAGUAAUAUUAUAUAAUGUACACACGGCUGCACCUCGGGUUAUCACAGUAUGUCAAUUUUCUGCAAUUUAUUUUGAACUCUUACGGUCAAUGUAUUAAGGUUUAAAACAUAAGUUGAGACUUUUGACAGUUUUGUAUAACCUGACGUGCUGUUGACUGUACGUCAGGUAAUUAAUUAAUUUUGUGGGACAAACCCACAAUUGCAAAAAUGUCCAUUAAAAAUGAGAUUAUUUUAAGUCGCCCGGAUUGCGAAAGGUCGUGGGUUCGAUUCUCAUCUCAGGGUUAUUUUAAAGCACCAAAACUAAUUUUUAAAUUAAGAACAUUUUUGCGGCGUAGUCACAAGUAAACCUUAUUGGGCGUUACACAUAAGUUUAAGUUUUAAUUGAUAUUUAGCCUGAAUAAACAACAGGCAAAAUGUUUAAAUUCAGUUGAAGAUAAUACGACAGUCACCUCCCUAAGAUUUAACAAUUACCUGAUAAUACCUUAUCAAAUUACUAUGCUUGCUAGUACUUAGGUAACAAUUUCAAUUACCUGCUCCGUAUAAAAGUCUGAUUAAUACAAAUCAGAUUCGUACAGGACGAUUUUUUGUUGGAUGCUCUCACAGGUCUCUAUAUACCUUGACGUUAGACUUUAUCUAUUAUAGGUACCUACGGAUACAAUGCAAAUUACAUUGAGCAAUCAGCAUUUAAUGACGCUGCUCCAUCAUCAUUAUGGGAGACAGGCGAUGACAGGUGGCCAUCUGCAAUUUUGCAUCUAGGUCUGGAAUAGGUGACCAAAGUGCAACACGUCGACAAAUAUACUUAUUUAUAUCUAUUUCAAAUGUUUAAUAUGCUAGUGUUACGUGAGUCUGCUUUAGAUUGUCAUUACUAGGUACUAACUUCCUUCCAGGUGAUGAUUCCAAAAGUGCCUAAGAGAAUUGUGAAACACAAUGAAUUUCGCAAACACGUAUGUUUUGAUGACACCUGUCUUUACUAGGGUUGUCAUCUUCAUUGAAAUACAGUUUCUUUAAAAAUAAUCUAUAACAAUGUAGUACAUUUCAAAAAUCUAAGUCUUUAAGAACCAUAAACAAAGACAAAUUGAAAUUAUCUCUUAUUCAAAUAAGUUUAUUAAAAACUAGCUCUUUUGGCUGACAAGAAAAACGAGCGAAGGACACUCACCAGCUUUUACGCUCACAGUUGGCGAAAUCCAAUAAAUAAGUAUUUAUUUAUUAGAUAUCUAUCGGUGUUGAAAAUAGUAUUUUUGCGUACUAUAUAUUUCUCCAACAGUUUAAACAAAGACUAGAGUGAAGGCUCAAAUAUAGUACAAUACAAUAAAAUUAUAGUAAGGUUGGCGACUCAGUCAUUACUCCACCUAUCAACGGAGCCGCAGGUGACAUUCACUAUGCUUUAUGAGAAUAUAUAACGGGAUUUGCUACUGAGUGGGGUGCAGAUAAGAAGAAAAAACAAAAAAAAAAGCAUUUUACGUAUGUACAUAAGUUCCAAUUGAUAAAGCUGUAACUCGGUUAACGAAAAGCUUACAACUAUGUUUUUUUCCUCUUUAUUUUGGUACAAACAGUCAUGAUAAUCAAGUCACAUCUUAUAACAAAGCAUACAAAAACAAAUAGUACCCGUAAUUAUUAGAAUAUAAUAUGUUUUGAAUUCGAAUAAAUAACGUAACACCUCUAAAAUAAGUAGAUUUUACUAAGUUCUCUAUUUUAUAAAGCAAUAGCGUUAAGCUUUUAUAGGUAUGUUUUGUAAGUGUCGCAAAAUGAUGGGUUCGAUUAAUUUCAUAGUUCAUAUUUUACUUUUUAAUGCAUUUAAAUAAAAGCUUCUUUUUAAUAGUUUUAUCAUCCUGUUUAUACAAAGUCUCUAAGAGAGAUUCGACGAUAUUGAUUGGAUGUGUACAGAGACAUUAAGUAAUUUUGACUAAUGCAACAGAUAAUAUUACUAAUAGGUAGUACUAUACAUAGUAUAAAGCAAAAUCCUUUCACGCUGUCUGUACGCUGAUAUAUUUUAAACUACACAUCGGAUAUAUAAACCGAUAUUUAGAGUGGUUCAAGCAGAGUAUAAACUAGUUAUAUACAUAUUAAAAACCGGACUUCAACUCUUAUUCAAUAUUGGACUUCAACUCUUUAUUCUAGUAACUUAACUUCUUGAAAUAAUAAAAAAACUGCUGUAUGUUUAAUAAAUUUCUUUAUAUUGUUUCUAUCUGCAUCUAGUCCUUAGGUACGUUUAAUAGUUUUAAAUUAUUUAUUGUAAUAAUCUAAGCAAACCCUUUCUAUCGUUAGCCAUAUUAUGAAAGUUAUUGAAACAAAACUAAUCUGCAAUUUGUGUGUUCUGUUAUAUUGUACUUAGAUUAAAAUCAAUUUAUUAGGCAUUACCUAUGUGAUUGCCGUUUUUCAUGAAAUAAAUGAAGCGUAUUUUUUUCUG